UCAUCCAAACAAAUAAAAUAAAUAAAUCCUCCAUCACUCAAAUAAAAAAGCACACAGCCUCUCUCUUUCCCUUCCCAUUCCUCUCCAUUUCUUCUCCUCCACAAUGCGGCUCUCACUACCAUUCUUCUUCUCAUCCUCCAUGGCUCUUUUUCCACUCUUCUUCCUCCUCUUCCUCUUACCUUCCUCAUCCAAUGCCCACAACAUCACUCGCAUUCUCGCCAAGUACCCCGAGUUCUCCACCUUUAACCACUACCUCUCCCUCACCCACCUCGCCGGUGACAUCAACCGCCGUCUCACCAUCACCGUCCUAGCCGUCGACAAUGCGGGAAUGGCUCCUUUGCUGACCAAGAAACUCCCCCUUUACACCAUCAGAAAUGUUCUCUCUCUCCAUGUUCUUGUUGAUUACUUCGGUGCUAAGAAACUCCACCAGAUUUCCAACGGGACCACGUUGACUGCAAGUAUGUUUCAGUCGUCGGGAUCGGCUUCGGGAACCGCCGGGUAUGUCAACAUCACAAACCUUAAAGGUGGGAAGGUUGGGUUUGGAGUUGAAGAUGGUGAUGGCAAACUAAGUUCUCACUUUGUUAAGUCCUUGAAGGAGAUCCCUUAUAAUAUCUCCGUCAUGCAAAUCAGUCAGGUACUGACAUCGGCUGAAGCCGAGGCGCCGACGGCUGGGCCAGGAGACCUGAACGUGACUUCAAUUAUGUCAAAGCAAGGCUGCAAAGCUUUCGCCGACUUGAUAUUGGCUUCGGAGGCUCGUACGACAUUCGAGACCAACGUUGACGCCGGACUAACGGUGUUUUGUCCCACCGACAACGUCGUCAAAGCUUUCCAACCCCAAUACAAGAACCUAACGGCAUCUCAAAAGGUGUCGUUGCUGUUAUACCACGGCAUCCCCGUUUACCAAUCCCUCCAAAUGCUCAAGACAAAUAACGGAAUCGUUAACACGUUGGCAACGGAACAUGCCAACAAGUACGAUUUCACCGUCCAAACUGACGGCGACGACGUGACGUUGGUGACCAAAGUUAACACGGCAAAGAUAACGGGGACGUUAAUUGAUGAGGAGCCUUUGGUGAUUUAUAAGAUUAAUAAGUUUUUGAUGCCUAAGGAAUUGUUCAAGGUGCCUGAAGCCAAGCCGCCGAAGCCGGCUAAGGAUAGCGGCAACGAUGACGAAGAUGCCGAGGCUCCUGCAGAGGAGUCCGACGAUCAGACGGCUGAUGAUCAGAAUGGAGCUAGUGGAUUAAUAAUGGACGGUGGAAAAUUGGUGGUGAUGGUGAUUUUGAGCUUGUGCAUGGGAUUUUUGGUUAUGUGAGUAAUAUUGUGAUGGUAGUAACAUGAUUUUUAUAUACCACAAAGGCCUUAAAAAAAAAAAAAAACAAAAAAAACAAAAAACAAAAAACAAAAAACAAAAAUGUUUUUAGUUACAUUUGGAGUUUUGAAUUGUUUUUCAUUUUUAUUUGUGGGGGGAAUGGGAAUGUAAUGAUAAUGAUAAUAAUCAGUCCCUAGCAUGAUUGAGCAUCA
Messenger RNA from Ziziphus jujuba (common jujube), 1518 nucleotides. Its product is annotated as fasciclin-like arabinogalactan protein 2. The transcript has 2 exons. Bases 104 to 1309 code for a protein of 401 amino acids. Lineage: Eukaryota; Viridiplantae; Streptophyta; Magnoliopsida; Rosales; Rhamnaceae. Gene Ontology annotation, cellular component: plasma membrane. The record is from RefSeq and is a predicted model, not a curated record.